Molecule: messenger RNA, 3203 nt
Organism: Mercenaria mercenaria
Lineage: Eukaryota; Metazoa; Mollusca; Bivalvia; Venerida; Veneridae
Product: glutathione hydrolase 1 proenzyme-like
Exons: 7
Coding region: 22-1218 (398 amino acids)
Biological process (GO): glutathione catabolic process
Cellular component (GO): plasma membrane
Molecular function (GO): glutathione gamma-glutamate hydrolase
Source: RefSeq, a predicted model, not a curated record
CGUACACUGUAUUGUAGAAAAAUGUUGACAAAUACAGAAACCGGAGAGCUUUUGAAGGAAGGGGAUACUAUAAAACUGCCAAAACUGGGAGCAACUUUCGAAAAAAUAGCAGCGGACCCGUACGCAUAUUACAAUGGAUCCCUAGCAGACGACAUUGCAGCAGAUAUUGCCGAUGGCGCUGGUAUCGUUACUAAGGACGACUUGCAGAGAUAUACCGCGGCUGUCAAAGAGCCUAUGAAGAUCGAUUUGGCUGGUGGGGACUAUAAGGUGUUGUCCCCUCCACCGCCAUCCAGUGGGGCUGUCACACUACUGAUACUUAAUAUACUUAACGGAUUCAAUAUGAGCGCAGACAGUGUAUCUACUGGAGAGAAGGCAGUGGAAACGUACCAUAGAAUUACUGAAGCAUUUAAGCACGGGUUUUCCGUGCGUACAAAUCUAGGAGAUAUUGAUCAAGAAGAUCAGGCAUCCAAGGACAAAAUUAACGAGCUUCUACAGAAUAUGACGUCAUUAUCUUGGGGCGAAAUGAAGAGAUCAAAAAUCACACGGAAUACUCAUGAAACGGAUUAUUACGAACCGACAUACAGUUUAACAAUUCCUAAUGCAGGAACCACCCACAUAUCUGUACUAGGACCAAAAGGAGAUGCUGUGUCAAUAACUAGUACAAUAAAUCUCCAUUUUGGGUCAAAGGUUGUUGGGACGCGCACUGGCAUUGUGUUUAAUAACGAUAUGGAUGAUUUUUCUACUCCAAAUACAACCAAUUAUUUUGGAGUUCCAGCGUCUCCCGCCAAUUUCAUCAAACCAUACAAACGCCCUCUAUCGUCAAUGUCUCCCACUAUUGUAUUGGACAAAGAUGGUGACGUAAAACUCGUUACAGGAGCAACUGGAGGAACAAGGAUUAUAACUUCAACGGCAUUGAGCAUCAUACAGACUCUUAUGUUGAAGUUAGGUCUGAAGGAGUCUACAGAAUUUCCCAGAAUCCAUCAUCAGCUACUUCCGCCAGAUUUAAGAAUUGAAGAAGCCAUGCCCCAGGUUAUUUUUGAUGGUCUGAAAGCACGUGGACACACCUUUGACGUUAGAGAGAAGCUCGGAUCUUCAGUACAAGCUGUCCUCACGAUGAACAAACAAGAAAGCAAUGUCCAAAAUGCGCUAGAUAGAAAACAUACAGGGAUUUUUUCUUUCAGUGACCCAAUUAGAGAUGGGAUAGCUGACGGCGUAUAAAUAUUAAAAAGAAUGGGAAAUGUAUUUGAUAAUAUUUUGAUACGGGCUGGCUUAAGAUGAUUAUGAGCCAUUUGGAACUUGAUGAUAACAUUUAUAUAUCAACGAUGUACUUGUCAAUAUGGUUUUACCUGACAGAUAGAUGUUUUCAAUUGCAGCAGACCUCUACAAAUGUUUUCAUACCAGAUUAAUGCGUUUGUGUCAAGCAACAAUUUAUUCAUAUUGGGUUCAUGGAUGGGGACAUUUAGUAAAAGUUCAUUAGUGUACAGGGACUCUAUCCCACAGUUUUUAAUUAUCUCACUUUUUUUAUUAAAUUUUACUCAUAAGUAAGAAAAAAGUAAAAACACAAAAAUUGCAAGAGGAACGAGAGGGAUUUUGUUGAAAUUCCAAACAAAAACAGAGGUCAUAGUGACAAAGUUCAGUGUAUAAGAACCAUAAACUACCUUGUUUAUCUUUUAAGUAUCACCCUUACUACGUUUGAACUGAUAGUCCUAUUUCUCUUGGCAUAAAGAAAACUCAAGAAAUGUUCGAGGGGUUUAUGUCAUAUUUCACAUAAUGACAGAGAACAUUUUGGGGGAAGUACACUGUCCAAGCACCAUACACUUGAGUCGCCCAGUUUUUGAAUUUUAUCAGUUUAUUCAUUAAGCUUGAACGGACUAGUAUCUAAAACCUUUUCAAGGGGUUAGGUUGGUAUGGCGCCCAAUGGUUAAAAUGCAAAAUACAGGGACUUUUUUCUGUCUUCAGCACAAUAUGACCUCUUUAUAGGUUCUUUGGUCCAUCAUGCAUCUUGUUGAUAAUGAACUUCGUUAUACCGACCAUAUGUUUUCAACCUCAAAAGGCUAUAAGGCAUUAUUAAUGUAUUGAAAAAUCGUUUGAUUCGACCGGAUCUUUUUAGAGUUAAUGUUAUAGUUAAAUAUGUAUUUCUAUUUCAAAUUAUUUCAGACCCAAUUUGAAUUACAUGAUUAUAGGCCUUGCGCGUCUCGUUUGUCCCUUGCGCGUCUUUGUAUCGUACAUUCUCGUCGUAUUAUUGCCAGUAUACAAGGUGAAGAGCAAAACAACGAUUGCGUUAACAUGGAAAACAAACAAAUAAACAGUUGCUCUUUAAUUUUUUAUGACAGUCCAUGUGUAUUGCUCUCAGUCUAUAAAGAGCUGAUAUUCGUCUCUUGACUGAGUAUCUUUUAAGCAAAAUUGAUUUUUAUGGUGGCAUAUUUCUGUCACGAGAUAGCCAGGUAGCUAUCACAACAAUAAUGUAAUCUUUCCAGGAUAUAUAUGUACUUUUUUCUGAAAAUACUUCAUCAAAAUAAAUAAUAUUUUAUAGAUAUUUUACUUAUUUCCUGAAAAUGUUUUAGAACCUGCCACGAGAAGCUUUGUAGCUAUUACGAUAAUACUUCUAACCUUUUAGCAAUGUUGUUCAUUUUUUCUUAUUUUUGCUAGAUAUGCUUUUUAUUUUAUGAACAUUCAGGCUAUUAAGAUAAACUUUUCAGAAAGUUUCUAAAUAUCAAGAUACUUCCAGAAAGUAUCCAAAUAGCUAUCUUGCUAAUAAUUGGCAGUUGUGGGCACUUACGUAAAACAUAUCGAGAUAAUAUGGUAAAUCACUGAAAUAAUAUUUCCAGGAAAGUUUUGACUGUUGCCAUGAUCUUUUCAAAAAACUUCGCUUUAUCACGAUAAUUACAUUAGCUACCUAAUUAUCUCAUGGCUGAAAUAUGCCACAUCUUUUUUAUAUUUGUUUAUUUUUUGUAUUAUUUUAUUUUUAUAUAUGUACUUACUUUUAUGCAUUUACUGAAACGUUGAACGCAUUGUUUUAUUACACUGAAACAUAUUCCAGAUUGUUUUAUUACACUGAAACAUAUUCCAGAUUGUUUUAUUACAUUGAAACAUAUUCCAGAUUGUUUUAUUACAUUGAAACAUAUUCCAGAUAUUAAGCAGCAAAUUUUACACUGUGUAUAUAAAAUUUAGAACUUAAAGCUACUAGUAUCUUAGUAUUGUUU